Molecule: messenger RNA, 8867 nt
Organism: Astyanax mexicanus (Mexican tetra)
Lineage: Eukaryota; Metazoa; Chordata; Actinopteri; Characiformes; Acestrorhamphidae
Product: kelch domain-containing protein 8B
Exons: 6
Coding region: 860-1939 (359 amino acids)
Molecular function (GO): protein binding
Source: RefSeq, a predicted model, not a curated record
CGAAUACAGGCGGGAAAGGAACGCUUGAGCCAAUAGAAAUAUUCACACAGCUGAGCGUCUUUUUAUGUUUUGAGAAAGCUAAAAAACGAGCCACUCCACCGCGGCGGACACGAGCCCAAACAUCCAAACACACAACCAGUGCCCGGCGUGGGACGAGGAUGACAGACUGUAAGUCUGAGUGAAGUUUGCUGGACGUUACAUGUAUUCUUGUGGACGCUGCCGUGGAUGUUUUCGCCCGGACUGCGAAGAAUUAGAGGUUGCCAGUUUCACAAAUCUUUUCUGGCUGCGGAACAGAGGAAAUUAGCAUCAUGCGAAAAGUUAAAAGCCGUUGAUGAUCGCUUUCCCUGAGGCUCAAAUUGACGAGACCAGAACCUGCUAUUACCAUCAUCUAUGGGAACUCUGAAGGGAAUUACACCUGAAACCCAGCUCACUGAUCAAGUUGCUGAAGUUCAUUGACAAGCAUCCAUUAUCCCGUUGGAUUUAUACUUUUGUGGUGAUUGCUUUAUCUUUGUUUUCCACGCUUGUAUUUGAACCGCCCUGCUCUCCUUUUCAAGGAGUAAAAGGAGGUGGAAAAUGUAUAUACAUGGCCGGCUUGUAAAAAAGGCAACAAAAUGAAUAAAACAUUAGAAGCGACUGAAGGCUAUUUUUCCGCAGUUUACCGCAGUUGAAUUCUUCCUCACCUCCUCUCUUUUUUCCGGAGUCUGACAAAAACAGCGCUGGCAAACUGACAGCAUCUGCCACUCCAGAGACUCCGUUUGCCCUGUUUGUUUAUUGCCUGUUGUUUUGUUUGUCUUGUUUCUGCGCUCCUCAUUCCCUGUGCUCCUGUGAUGCCCCGUUGCCCCUGUGCUCGUGUGGAGCCAUGCCCGUGCCCGAGAUGGCUCUGAGCCCUGUGAAAUCUUUGUACUGGGAGGCGUUCCCCCCGAUGUCCGCAGGCCGGGUCUACUGCUCGGCUGCGCUCUGGGCUGAGCGCCUCUAUGUGCUGGGGGGCUGCAGUGAGAGUGGCGUUCCACUGGACUCGGUUGAAGUCCUGGAUCUGGAGACCCAGACAUGGUGCCAGCUGCCUCCAUUGCCCACCGCUCGAGCGGGAGCCUCGGCUGUGGCUUUGGGGGACCAGUUAGUAGUGAUGGGAGGCAUGGAUGCCCAGCAGAGUCCACUGGCAUCGGUGGAGGUCUAUCACCACGAUGAGGGCAAAUGGGAGAGGAAAGCUGGACUGGGCCAGGCGUCCAUGGGUAUAACCGCGCUGGAGAUAGAUGGAAAGGUGUAUGCACUGGGUGGUAUGGGAUCAGACACCAGCCCUCAGGCUCUAGUGAGGGUCUAUGAGCCUCUGAAGGACCAGUGGUUGUCUCUGGCCUCCAUGCCCACGCCUCGGUACGGAGCCUCCUCCUUCCUGCGCGGAAACAAGAUCUUUGUUCUCGGUGGCCGUCAGGGCAAGCUACCGGUGACUGCAUUUGAGGCCUUUGACCUGGAGAUGAAGAGCUGGACUCGGUACCCGUGCAUCCCCAGCCGCAGGGCCUUCUCCUGCUGUGCAGCUAAUGAUCGAUCCUUCUUCAGUCUUGGGGGCCUGCAGCAGCCUGGACCACACAACUUCUACUCCAGACCACAUUUCGUCUCCACAGUGGAGGAAUACGACUCUGAACAGGGUGUUUGGCUGAAGCCCACGCGAAGCUCUCGGAUGAGGGAGAAAAGGGCAGACUUUGUUGCUGGCUGUCUUGGCGGAAGGGUGAUUGUUGCCGGAGGGCUGGGUAAUCAGCCAUCGCCGCUGGGAACAGUAGAGAGCUACAAUCAUGUGAAGAGAAAAUGGGAGGCUCUGGCUCCGCUUUCCAGCCCACGCUGCUCUUCUACUUCUCUGCAGACCUCCAACAUGCUGUUUGUCAUUGGAGGAGUAUCCCAGGGACCCAGCAAUGCAGUGGAGGCCCUAUGUCUGCAAGAAAGUGUCUGACACACAUAUGGGCGUGCACUCUUUCACACCUUGGUACAGACAUAAAUGCACUCAAUGCUGGACUCUCCUGGACAAAAGACACAGACCGAAACCACAGUCUGGCCAAUGGCUCAAAACACAGGCUCAGACACAGGCUCUAGUGCAGGAGUCUACAGGAGUCACAGAUCUCUGGAUGGACCAUAGACUUUGAAAGCUGGAGGUCUCAGAUAAACAAGCAAAGCAAAAAAAGUAAAAGAAAAAAUAUCUGUUAUCUACAAACAAACCUUCACAGACAGAGGUUCAGUGGUGCAGACGCCUUUGAUCUGUGCUGUGUCUUUUCACAAUCAAAGCAGGGUACUUUUCUGGCUAAACUCAAAAGGAACAUAGGGCCAUAUCCACCACGCUGCCGCAGAGUUUGCCUGCAGUAGCACAUUUAGCACUUUUUCUAUUACCUUGAAGGAAAAGCAGAGAUGAUGUGUGAGGAUUGUUUUAUUUUAUUAUUUUCUUUUUUUUUUCUUUUGCGGGAGUGGAGGCGUAUGCCUGCGUGUGUUUUUGUACCUUCACAGCCAUGCAUGUGUGAAAUUCAGCACUGUUAUUCUUAGAGCAGAGACGAGCACUCCGCUAAUGGUUAAUAACCGAUGCCUGCGCUGUAGCAUGGGGUUCGGGGAUUAGGGCAACUUGUGGAGACGGAUCGAGACAAAAUUAGCCAGCAAGAGUGCGACCCGGCUCAGUCCAGUCGAUUACUGAUCAGUGUCAGAACACUACAGAGUGCGUUUAUGACUUUCGAGUCACCAUAUAUAGAACAACCAUUACACCUGCUAAAUGAGCAGUUGGCAUGACAACUGAUGGAGUCAGGAUCUGAUUGGAGGUUGAACUUGUUGGAAGGAAGGGUGGGUUUGCCGUAAGUGUUGCUGCUGUUAGGCAACUCUAAUAAAAAGAAAAUGCUGGAGAAGCAUUUGUGGAGGUAAAUGACAGCAGAACUGAUGACUAAGCUUGCUGUCAAGGGGUUGCCAGCAACUUAAUUUCAGAACAGGGCGAAAUUAUGUUAUGCUUAGCCCAUACUACAGGAUUUUUAAAAUCCUAACCAAGAGCCCACAAGACAUUUUUCACUAAUUUUGCAUUACACUGAUUUAAGUGUUGUUAGCAUCCAAUUCCCCACAUUAAAUGAUCAGCCCUUAAAGAAGAAUUUUAAUAUUCUGCACACCUAGCUGAUGCCUCACAUCCUCAAAACCUUGCGGGAGUUUUUUGCAAACUGGUUGUAAACGGUCAUGGUAGAUGACUUGGAAACUGAGUGCUUUUUGCUUAGAAAAAGCCAAGAAAAAGAUAGGGAAUGCUAAAAAUAUGAAGUCAGCAGGCCUGACCACCACCAGAAAAGCCACCAGGAUGGUUACCCCCUGUGACUGAGUAAUCUGCUUAAUGGCUAGCUGGGCGGCCGCCAUAAUGACGUUGGAUUCUGGAGUCUGGUUGCCAGCAUGCUAACCUGGUGUUAGCAAAUUUAUAUGAGCUAAUUGGCAGCAUUGCUUAUGCAGCGAUGGUCAAGUUGGACAGUGCAAGUAGUAAUGUUUAAAGAGGCUGGUAGUUGGCAUAAAAACACAGUUCUCAAGUUUAUAUUCAGUUGGCUUUAUAUUAAGUAUUUUAAGUUACAUACUCUUUAAGGUAGUGAUUAUUCAACGCUGCAAAUGGGCAAAGAAAUAGUAAUCGGGCUAAUAGGUCUGCACCGGCAUGGAACGGUACAGCACAGCCUUAGUGACUUUUUCCCCUUGAGUGAAAAGUGGCCAUACAUUCAUAAUUAAGUAUGUUGCAUACAUAAUGGUACUUCUCCACUUGCACUUAAGCUCUCAGCACAUCCUGUUAAUUUCAAUAAAACCCAGCAUGCACUGCAUUGUUGCGUUGCAUUGAAUGCAGCUUCACCCUUUGGCGAAAAAGUUCAGCAGAGCUCAACUUUAUUUAAAUGAACCUGUAUUCAGCCAAUCAUGAAAACAGCAGACUGUGACUUCAGACACAUACAAACCUCACAAGCACAAAACAGGCACCUUUUAACCACAAAAGAGAAGCUGAAAAUGGUGGAAUAUGGAUUUAUAGAACUAUUCAUUAUAGUGAGAUUAAUUAAAAUUUACAAAAAAACUUAAUUAUGAUUCUAUACUUCUUUUGCUUCAUUUGAAUUCAAAAACGGCACGGACACUCCUACAUGUGACAAGCAGAGAAAUACUGCACAUGGAAAUGCGUUGAAGAAAACUGCUAGUGGACACAUACCAUAAGUUAAAGACAUACUUAAAAAAAUUAGGCUAUAAUGUUGUACAGAAGCUACAAUAAGUAAGUAAUUUUUCCCACCAGAGAAUCAGCAUCCACCACUAAGUAAAGGAUACUGAUUCAUAAAUAUUAAACCUGCAUAAUAUUUACAACUGCUCUGGGAGAAAUUUGGAGUGCUAAAGAUUGAAUUGUAGGGAUCAGACCGUGUUUACGCUCAGCAUGAAAUCGGUAGAUAUUUUGCGAUUGUUGGGAAGAGCAAAUUCGACCCGAUUAUCCUGUAGUGUGGGCCAGGCGUUAGGUAAUCUUCACAUGCACAUGCCCAUGUUUUCAAAUCCCCUCACCCUGUACGCCUACACACAUGCACACGCAUAACACAUGUUGUACCAGCCAGCACUCUCCACCAUCGAUGAAUCAACAAUGACAAGGGGUCAGGAGGCUCAUUACGGCUCUGCAAUCAGAAACUAAAUGACAGGGUUCUGAGUUUCAGGGUCACAGGUGGAGCCCCAGAGGACUCAUCAUGGUUGUAGGUUGUGUCUGCCAUAUUGUUUGCACUCCCAGCACGCUGGUCAUCUUGAUUAAAUGCUGGCCCGCUCUCUGAUGGUCUCACGGCCUGCCAUUAACAAGAGGCCCAGUGCCUGACUCGAUAAUAAGACACUUAUACAUAUUCAUGCCCUCAUAUUUAGCCUGUCUCCAGGGUGCACUGCUGCCUCUUAGUCAUCUGUGCGCCUAAGGGGUGACUAUCUGUGAUGAAUGCUGUGCGAAUGGCAAAGCCGUUCAUUUACCUCCAGCAUUUGAACGACACAUGCCUUGCCUGCGAACACAGUGAUCAAAGAGACACACUCUUACAUGGGGUCCUGCGCAAAUGCAAACGCACACACACACAUACACGCACAUACGCACGCCCACCCUUGUCCUUCAGCAUGUCUUGUUUGUUAUGAUUUACACCUCCCUAAUGAUACAACUGUGAUACUCCGCUGGCUGCCAGCAGUCUUUUGCAGCACGUCACAGCUGAAGCGUUAGCGGCUGAUCUGAUCGCCGGAGGUUUAUGGCUGUGUGCAGCCGUGACAGGCUCGCUCGUUCAGAGACGGUGCAGAACAAGGGGAAAGCUCAUGGGGACCGGGAGCGAUUGCUUAUUUCCGCCGUCCCGCUGUAUACAAACACAAGCUUUGCUGAAAUUCAAAGGCACUGAAAAUGCAAAAAGCGCAUUUCCAACAUAGCUUGUGGUUUCAGUAAUGGGUUAUAUGGUUUAGCUGGGAGCUGCUUCCAGGCUGUGGGAGCUCACAGGUGAUGUGUGAGUAGAUUAGCUGUGAUGAUUCUGAAAACAAUAUACCUCUUUUUUUUAUACCUGUUCUGCUACAUGAUGAGGCUCAUGAGCCCAGCGCACUGUAGAGUGAGCGAUUCUCAACUUGCAUAAAUCAUGCAUAAAUCAUCUCGCCCUAGCCAAGGUGGGUUCUUUGGAUCUGCCAGCAAUCUGUUUUUUGGAAGAGAUGUUUUGAUAGACCUGCAGAUUCAGAGUAGGAGCAAUAUGAAUAUUUAUGUUUAUGUUUUUUUGAGAAGCAAAGAACUUCUCAAGUACAAACCCAAAUCAGAAAAAGUUGGCACAGAAAACAAGUGUUUCUUACAUUUAUAUAUAUUUCAUGUUUUAUCUGAUCAGUCACAUUUAAUGUAUUAGCAUACAUCCAUCCCUGAAUUUCAGGCCUGCAACAUAAAAAAAGUUGAGACAGAGGAAUAUUAAAAUGUUAGAAACAAUGUUCCUUAAAGAAAGAUCGCAAGGUAUUAUCUUUAAUAUAAUUAAACAAAUGGCAAAGGUGCAAACAUAAGGUAAAUCUCUGAUCACUCAGAUCUAGAUGCAUCAUUCAAAACCCUAGUUGAUAGAACCACAGAACAGAGGAUUACUUUGACAAGCACAACAAUACACAGUUACACAUACAUGCCACUUAAAAUUAAAAAAAAAGGCAAAAGCCUUAUGCUAACCAUAUCCAUAAGCAGUGUCAAACAGUGUCAACUUCUCUAGGCUUGGAGGCAUCUGGCAUAGACCAUUACUUAGUGGAAGCAUGUAUUGUGGUCAGUUGAAUCGAAAUAUAUUGGGGAAAUAUCUUGGAUUAAAUGUAACAUGACACAUUUUCCAUAUUGUCCAAACUUUUUUCUCAUUUGGGGUUGUAGGUUGUUUUAGACAAAAUAUAGGCAAUCAAUUAUUGUUUUUUUUGUUGUUGUUUUUGUUUAGUUUUUUCUUGAUUUUACUAGUUGAUGACACAAAGAUUAGAAGUCUAUAUAUCCCAGCCCCCUCCCCUCUCCUUACACAAGUUUGUUUGUGAAUUUCUAGUAGGAAACACAGAGUGUGAUGAACACCUGGACCUUCAGUAGCAGUUGUGUUGCUGUGAUUUUGAUCAUGUUUCUCUAUGUCAUGGUAUAUUUCUCUGUGGUGAACCUCUCUAGUUUGGAUCAGUGAAUUAACCCAGCUUUUCCCAGUGCUUCGUGUUUGGUUGGUCUACAUGUUUGUUUUGAUCUUGUUCAUGUGUGUGAGGUGAAAGGUUGUCAUUGUUCACCUUUUCUUUCUUUUCUUUUUUUUUUCUUUUGUUUUUUGAAGAGCUGAGAUGCUGGGGUCUGUCCUUUCUAUAUGAUGCUGUGUUUUGACCUUUGUAAUUGGUGUGUAAGUGCAGAUCGUGCUAGCUUGAUGGAUCGAUGUCCAGGGCUGGUACUAUGUUCCAGAGCAUAGCUGAGUCUGUGCCUCCAAUUUAGAGAAGAAAAAAAAAAAACACAAAACCUGCCAAAGAGGAGCUUCAUCAAAGAAACACAACAACAAAAACACACCACUGUUAAAGUUGUUAAAGUGUCUAGAGGUUACCAUUCAUACUGGUUCAAACCUUGAAUGGAAUAUAUGGAAUACUGUGUGUGAAAACAUUUGGUGACACAUGUCAUUGCAAUCCAACAGAACAGAACAGUUUUGUAGUUGCAGAUUUUGUGCCUGUGGCACGUUUUGCCACGUUCACAUCCUUCACGUCAGAAGUAAUGUCGGAGGCUAUGGUACACAGGAGAAUCACUUGAAGUGAAUGAGCUGAGACAGUGCGCAUAGCCACAGCCAGCCGUGGGGAGCCAGCAGCGUCCUUUGGCGCUAUUCUAGUCCCUUCAGCAGAAUGAGAACAGUUAUCCCUGUAGGUUAAGUCUGAACUUUAUUGUAACAGAUCUAAUAAUGGUGAAGUGUUCCUUUGCUAGCUUUUGUAAUAUACCUUUUUUUUUUAAUAAGAUCAGAAUUGAUGGUGAGAGAGCUGACAACAGUUUUCUCUCUCUUUUAGUAUCAUAUUUAUUACCAAGCCAGAUUCCAGCAUGCUCAUGCUCCUCUGACAAUCAAUUUGAAGCAAUUUUUAAAAUGUAAUGGUGGUCUAAUAUGGCGUCACUUGACUUUUUUCAAGAUCUUAGAACUUCUUUAGCCAGAGGCAUUGAUUUGUACUUGUAAAAAAAAAAACUCAACAUUUUACAAUCUUUCUAUGCUGGAGCUGUUUAUGAAGAUCACCACUUUGGGGCUGUGGCACGUUUUGCUGAUAAGAUUCAUCAGAAUACACAAAACACACUCACUUUAAAGCAGAGCUAAAAGCUGUAAAAACCUCAUCAUAGAGGCUUUGUAAUGAUGUCAUGAAUCAGAACCAUAUGGAAUGUGGAGGGUGAGCUUGUGUAGCAAAUUCAUAUCAUAAUAAAGAAUCCUAGUGUUAGAUGCUCAUCUUCCGGUAAUAGAUUGAUGUACAUUCCCUGUCAUGGACCCUUUGGAACAUUUUCUUGUCAUUUUUCAUUUAUGUUUAUAUCAAAACUGUAAGACAGUUACAUUAGCAGGUAGGAAGCGUGAAUGUAUGAAGCAAGUACAGCACAGUAUUACAGUCAUGUAUAAAAAUUGGGACACAAUGAAAACCUUUCUUUUUGAACAUAUUUAAACAUAUGGACAUGUUUUUUUUCAUUUAAACAGUAGUUAGAGAUGGAGCUUAAACCAUAUGCCCAAAUUGCUGUUUUUCUCCCUUUAGCUGAAAUAACCUCAAUUAGGUGUUUCUUAUAAGAUUUCCCACUCCUCCAUGCAGUAUUCUUUCAGUUGCAUAGCCAGUUUCAAAUCACCCUACAGCAUCUCAAUAAGAUUAAGAUCCAGGCUUUGACUGCUAAUUCUGGAAUGUUUUUGGUCACUGCCAUGUUGCACGGUCCACCUCCCUCUAUUUCAGCCUAUUUCAUUUUGGAAGCAUGGUCCCACAUAUUUCUUAAGCACCCCCUCAUACAGUAAAUAAUUUAAAGUGGAUUCUAUAAAGAAGAGCUUGCCAGGCUCAGCUACAGGAAAGAAAGCCCAAAACCAUGACAUGGUAUAAACAUUUUGCUAGCGUGUCGAUAAGUUUGAAUAUGUUCAGAAAAAAACAAAUGUUUUCAUGGAGUGUCCUCAUUUUUUUUACCUGACCUGUAAAUUAUAUGAACACACCACAUGCUACAGUCCACAAACCUCUGCACCCAGUGAGUUCCUCUAUUCUUAAGUGCAGAUUAUUAUAAAACAAAAGCAUAUCACAUGGAAACCUUCACUCAGACUGGCAUGGUUGCUGACAGUGCUCUGGGAUAACACAGGUUCACGCAGGUUCGUGCCAGCGGCUCCAGUCCAGUAGUUCAGUGCCUAUAUAUGUGAGGUAGUGCCUCUACUAUGACUUCUCUAAUAAAAAGAUUUGAUCAUUGCUGUCCA